Messenger RNA from Morchella importuna, 3684 nucleotides. RefSeq lists its product as uncharacterized. The transcript has 5 exons. The record is from RefSeq and is a predicted model, not a curated record. The coding region runs from base 1 to 3684 and encodes 1227 amino acids. Gene Ontology annotation, molecular function: protein binding. NCBI's taxonomy places the organism in Eukaryota, Fungi, Ascomycota, Pezizomycetes, Pezizales, Morchellaceae.
AUGGCCGAAACCGCCGGGCUAGUGGGCGUGGGCCUUCAACUAGGGAAAACCGCUCUUGAAUUAUACGAUCUGUUCUCGGAUGCGCAGAGCUUCGGCUCCGAUUAUAGUGAUUGCUUAUGGCAGAUCGAAAACGAGCAACAUAGGUUGAAGAGGUGGGAAGAAUUUUGGAGUACGGGCGGUGGAACUUUGGACCCGAAUGAUGAUUCUUAUCGUCAUGCUGUUGAAACAUUGGCCCGUAUUGUUGCCCUGUUUGCGGAUGCGGAUAGUCUAAACUCAAAAUAUGGUAUUAAAGCUUCAACCCGAAAAAGGCACAGGAUAUCUGAACUUUUCCGAAGAAAACCUAGCUCGCCGAUAGCCCUGGGUUCAAAUGCUAUCAAAACCCCCCAGAGCUCGACAAGGCUUUUAAAUAAAAACUUCGUCCCGGAUCUUGACGACGAAAUCGCCCGAAUUGAGGAUGCAACAAAGAAGCUACAACAGAUGUUGCCAGUAUAUAGGAAGCUGAAAUGGGCUAUAGCGGAUAAGGCAAAGUUCACGGAGCUGGGUAAACAAUUAAAAAGAUAUAAUGAUGGAUUGUACGGAGUUCUUCCUCCACAACAAACCGGACGACCCACUCCCCCAGCCAUUCCAAUCUUUCAGAAGUUCAAUAUUCCCAUUCAAUUACUGGUAAAAAGGAACAAUAAAUUCGUUGGAAGAGUGGACUUACUUGAUAAAUUACAUAAAAUCCUGGAUCCAUCACAAAGCCAAAACCAACGGACUCGCCGAGUUGCAGUCCUUCACGGCCUCGGUGGUAUGGGGAAAACUCAAAUUGUCACUGAGUACGCAUACCGAAAUUCACCUUCAUAUACAUCAAUCUUUUGGGUUGAUGCUACAAGCAAAGCUACUUUAGCACAUAGUUCUCUGGAUAUAAUGGAGCAAAUAAUUUUUCAUUAUCGAUCCAAAUGGCAUGAUUCCGCUCCGGAUUUUGUCGAGAUAGGGGAUAUGCUAGGAUUGCCUGGUCUUAUCAAAUCAACUGGUGAGAUAAAUGAGAAAUGUCCACCGGAACUCGUGGCUAGGGCGGUCAAGAAGUGGUUGUUAAGUUCGGAAAAUGACAAGUGGUUGGUUGUUUUUGAUAAUCACGACGAUUUCGAAUCUGUCAAGAUGUUAGAUUUCUUUCCUUCCUGUGACUUUGGGAGCAUUAUAGUCAGUACACGGAGGCCAGAGGUUGCAAGGUUUGGUGUUGGGAUUGAAAUAGGUGGGAUCGAGAAGAUGUCUGGAAUUUCGAUACUGCUAUCUAGUGCUGGCAAGGAUCCGGAGCUUUCGUGCGGUCCAGACUACGAAGAAGCGUCAAGGAUAGCAGAAAGACUGGGCUAUCUUCCAUUGGCCCUAGAUCAGGCCGGAAGUUAUAUAUCAGCAAUGGCUAUUGAAUUUUCUGAGUAUAUACCGCUAUUCAACACAAAUUUCAGGAAACUAGCUUCAGCCAAUGAUCCACAAUUAUCUGAAAUGUACAGAAAUGAUACCCUGUUCACCACAUGGAAGAUCUCAUUCGACCGCCUUCCACCUUCUGCAUCCAAUUUAUUAGCAUUAUGCGCAUUCCUUGUAAACGGAAACCAAGAAGUACCCCAGGAAAUAUUCGAUAGAGCAAAAGGGUUUGUUUCAUGGUUCCCUACAGAAAGCGACUUUGUCGAUAUUGGAAUCAAAUCCCUUCUUUCAUUCUCUAUGACAAAGCGGAGAACUUAUCAAAACGAGAAAAGUCUUUGCUUUCAUCCUCUCAUCCUUGAGUGGACACGCGAUAACCUCGGCCUGUGGGAAGAGCGGGCCUUCAUUAUGAGAGUCAUCGCUCUGUUAGCAGGAUGUAUCCGCUCUACAAAUAGUGGAGUAAUAAAGAAUGGUUCUGCGCCUAAUGCAGAGUUUGAGCGUGGAGUCUUCACGUACAUCGAUGUUGUCGUCCGCCACUUGCGAAGGCUUCCCGCUCCAAGUAUGAUGGUUUUGGAAGUAGAAUUUGCGAAUGCCUUGGUUGAAACAGGGAUCUUCCUGGUGAACUAUUCUAGAUAUACGGAGGCGGAGGAGAUACUCCAAAAGUCACUGGAGUUCCAUGAGGAGAUAGCGAAUCACGAGUCAAUGAUUUAUCAACGAGAUUAUCAUCGCGCUCUUUCGAAUUUAGGAUGGAUAUACUACACAAAACAACACUUCGAGGAGUCAAUAGGGUUCUUAGAGCGAGCUUUAUCUGGUGAGGAACACAUGUUUGGAAAGGAUACGCUUGAAACGGUAGAGACUAUGGGAAGAAUGUCGAUAGUCCUCAAUGCUCAAAUGAAUCACGAUUCAGCGUUAGUGAUGCAGGAAAGGGUUAUAGCCUGUUAUGAGAGGUUUCGAGGGGACGAGCAUCCCGAAACCCUAAAUGCCAUGCAACUCAAGGGGGAACUCCUUGGACGCAAUGGAAAUUUUGAGGCGGUAGAGUUACUUCAGAGGACCCUAGCUGGGCAGGAGAAGACUCUUGGGAAGAGCCACUCAUCGACCCUGCGUACAAUCAAAUCUCUCGCUUUAGCCAUCCAAAUGCAAGGCCCAGAAAAGAGUCCUAUUGCGCUAGAGUUAUAUAAAGGUGUCUUAGCAACUCAAGAGGAAACAUUUGGACCACAACAUCCAGAAACCAUAAAUACAGUCUACGCCAUGGCGUUCAGCUAUCGCAAUAAUGACCAACAGGAGGAGGCAUUGAAAUCAUAUAAGCGGGUGUUGGAGGGCUGGAAAAAGGAGUUUGGAAUCGAACACCCUGAUACCUUGGGUGCAAUUCAGGGGGUUGCGGAAAUAUACCAAACACAGCAAAGAUAUCAGGAGGCUUUGGAAUUACACCAACAGGCCCUAGUUGCAAAAGAAGCGGUUUUUGGGACAGAAAGUACUAAUACAUGCGUUACACUCAACGGAAUUAGUCAAUGCCUUCACGACUUGGGGAGGUAUGCGGACGCUGCACAUUGGUAUAAACGAGUACUGGCUAUUCAGGAACGGGCGCUAGGAGACGAUAAUUUAGAAACAUUGAGAACCAUUCGGUGUUUAGUGCACUCUUUGCAUGAGGAUGGAAAACGGGAGGAGUCGUUUGCAUUGCUUGAACGAAUUCUACAUAUCCAGGAAAAAUCACUUGGAAAGAAUCAUCCGGAAACCUUAUUUACAAGAUAUGAAAUGGCUCACAAUGUUGCAUCUCGAGGAGGACAUCAGGAGGCGCUAGAUCAAUGGGAGAAUAUCUUAGCUGUACAAGAGGAUAUUCUCACAAAGGAUCACCCACAUGUCCUAUCCAGUGUUGCCAGCAUAGCAUCGGGGAUGGCACAACUCAGAAGAUACCAAGAAGCGUUUGAAUUUUUCAAGAGAGCGUUAGCAGGACAAGAGAAGGUCUACGGACCAAACGACUCGAUACCACUACGCACCUUAUGGUCCCUAGGAACCGCCAAACACGAUUAUGGGGAUAUUGAAGAGGCAUUAGAGCUAAUCCAACGGUCUUUGACAGGCCUGGAGAAAAUAUUAGGAAAAGAACACCCUGAUAUUUUGGUUAUCGUCGCCAGCCUUGCUUCAUUAUUGAACGAUAAAGGACAGUAUCAGGAGGCAGCAGAACUAUAUAAACGUGGAGGCCAAGCUUCAAUAGCAGUAUUUAUAAAGAAAAUCCUCCAAUUAGACAGGACAGGACAGAACGGGCGGACUGGAUUGAACUGGGCAGGAAAUUAA